GAACUCCUACGAGGAACAAAGGAAGCCAUACAAAAGUCAAAACUCGUCGACCAAGAACGAUUUGAAACAAAUCGUAAAUCCAAAAGAGUUUGAUGGAUACCGGUUCUUGAGUGUGAAUCCUGGGUAUACGGGUGGAGAUGCACGUGUCAGUCCUAGCGGGGGUCUUUUAGAUGGUGUCAAGAGUGGUGAGGAGGAGGAGGGAAAGGAGAUGAAAAAGACCAUGUUUACGACUUCGAGGGACUUUCUCACAUUUGGACAUGGAAGAAAUGCCUGUCCUGGAAGAUUCUUUGCUGCCCUCGGGUUGAAAGCGGUCCUUGCGACGUUGGUGCUUGAUUACGAUGUAAAAUCGGUGGCCAAAGAGAGUGGGAGUGGAUAUGAGCCGAAGGAUAUCUGGUUUGGCGAGAACCUCUUGCCAGAUAUGAAGGCUCGUGGUUUAGGCCCAGCAAGGUUCCAACUUGGAGCCCCGCGGAAUCCCACGUACUCUUGGAAUCCCCUAGUGCCGUCAGGAUGGCUUCAGCUUUUACGACGAGGAUAUUGGAGCUCAGAAAUUGGUCUAGAGGCUCGUUGGAUGGACCGUAUCUUUGGCAGGGAGCCCUUGGCGUUGGCCUUCUUAUCUGGCUUUGGAACUAUCAACGGAACAAGUAUCCUGUCAAAGAUUCGACUUAGCAUCGAGGGAUUCGGACCAUACCAGGAUGCUUAUAACAAUUAUCCAAUGCUCCAAAUACCAGAGCUAGAUGGAUGGAAAAUCAUUGUACAAAAACAAUUCUUCGACGAGGUCUUGCGCGCUCCUGAAGAGAUUCUAAACUUUCACGAAGCUACGUUCGAA
Acaulospora colombiana is the source of this 826-nucleotide messenger RNA. The record is from the annotation of a GenBank genome assembly. NCBI's taxonomy places the organism in Eukaryota, Fungi, Glomeromycota, Glomeromycetes, Diversisporales, Acaulosporaceae.